ACAUGCUCAUGACCAAUGUUGACGCGGCUGGCACAGGCGAACACAAAUUGUAAUGCACAACCUUUUACGCAACAGACCGCUUGGUUCCUCUUUCCUAUGGCACACUGGAGGAUCGCGAAGGUUUUUUGAAGCAGAAUGCCUACUUAGCGCCUGCAAAUGACUCAAAAAAGUGAACCUACCUCUGUGGCUCGGGGCAUGUCGACAUUGCACGAUUGUUUCAAUGCAACCGUUGAACAGUAUCCAACGAGGACUGCUGUUGUGUACGAUGACGGCAGCAAUAAGACACUUCUGACGUACUCUGAGCUGUCGCGACGCUCAGAUGAGCUUUCUGCAUUAAUCAACAGUCACGGUGUGUCCCGGGCUACCGUAGCAUGUUUGUGCGAGGCUUCUACGAACACCUUGGAUCUCCUUCUAGGGGUACUGAAGGCUUCCUGUGCUUUCACUUUCCCGAGGACCAACUGCCCUGAAAAGUGCAUUAAAGCACUUGUGGAUACGAAAACUCGAGUUUAUUUAGUAGCAGAAAAAUCAUUGUAUGAUCAGCACCGUCUUGCAACAAACGAUGAGUGGUCGGAACUUGAUGCUUUAUGGGAAAGCAAAUUUGUAUUUGCAAGUCAUCGUAGCAAUGCAGGAAAACAGUCUGACCAAUCAGCAUUGUUAGAGCCGCUGAUGGCAUACAUCAUGUUCACAUCUGGAACAACAGGGGACCAAAAGGUGGUCAGAGUUCCACAUGAGUGUGCCCUGAUGAAUGUCCGACACUUACGGUCCAUCUUCAACAUCUCGAGAGAAGACAUAAUAUUUCAGGCAGCACCCAUGACAUUUGAUCCCUGUGUCAUAGAAAUUUUUUUGGCUCUUACAACGGGUGCUCAGCUUCUUUUGACAUCCGAGGCUGUCAAGUGCAUUCCUCGAGCUGUUACACAACUCCUCGUUGAUUACUCGGUCUCAGUUAUUCAGGCAACACCGAGCUUUGUUCAAAGCUUGGGUUUCGAUCGCAUCCAGAACUUGCUGCUAAGUGAAGCUUCAUGCUUACGUGUCUUGGCUCUUGGUGGUGAAGAGUGCCCUUCUGGAGCCUGUAUAAAUUUGUGGAGACAGCCAGGAAACAGGACCGCAAUCUUCAACCUCUACGGAAUCACAGAGGUGUCAUGCUGGGCCUCGUACUGUAGGAUUAGUGCUACCAACACAGGAGUUAUACCAUUGGGAACACCUCUGUAUGGUACAGUGCUGGAAGUGAGAGAUGAUUCUGGAGCACUCAUUGACGAAGGAGAGGGCACUCUUUUUGUUGGUGGAUCCGAACGGCGUUGCCUGAUUGGAAAUGAAGAGUGGAAAAACCUGGAUUCCUGCCAAAUGCGCUGCUCUGGUGACAGGGUCAGGAAAUCUUCCGAUGGAUUAAUUUUCUUGGGAAGGAAAGACUCGAUCUUCAAGUAUCACGGCAAGAAGGUCAACCCCUCAUACCUUGCAACACAGCUCCUGGAAAUGGGAACGAUACAAAGCUGCCACACCUACUUCUCUAAAACAGAACAGACACUGUACUUUUUUGUAAUCUUGCAUCCUACUUGCAUUUAUCAGGCUGUGACUAGUCAGUUGACACAAAGGCUUCAAAAGGAGUGUCAGUGCCCCUUCCAGGUUGAAGUUGUUCCCAGAUGGCCUCUCACAAGCCAUGGAAAAAUAGAUGUUGAAGCCCUGAUGGCCUACCAGAAGAAGCAAAGACUGCUAGGAUCCUUGCAUGAUCUUCGCAUGUUAUUGGCCAGACUUUGGAAUGCCUCAACAACAAGAAACGAUCGCGCAGUUGUUUGCGGAGAUUCAGAGUUUGUUGCUGCUGGUGGAAACUCGCUGGGUGCCGUGAGUAUUUCACAGGAACUGGAGUUUGCUUCAGGCAUCGCUCUGCCACUUCUUGUGGACAAGAUUCUGAAUGAGAAGUUCUCGGAUGUUGAGAAAUAUUUGUACGCCAUGACAGAAAGUCGCAAACAACUGAAUUAUCCCAUUCCUGCGAAAAGAGCAAGACGACCCAUCUCUGCAUGGAGCUUGUCGUCCGAAUCUGUGCAUGUGAAGCUUUCAUCUUGUUUUACAUGCAUAACAAGGUUUGAAACUUGGCAGCAUUGUUGCUGUGCUGAGAGCUGCCAUCAACUGAGGAAGACAGCUGACCAUGAUUUUCAAAGGCCAACUCUAUCUGAAAGGUGGAAGUAUGACCUGCGGAAAUGCAUAGACGCAUCUCCUCUCAUUGUCAACUAUGAAAGGGAGGACACAGUUGUGUUCAUAGGAUCUCAUGCAGGUCGUUUUUGUGCUUUGAAUGGAAAAUCUGGAAAUUGCUUCUGGGAGAUAUCAGUUGCCGACAGGAUAGAGUCUUCGGCCACUCUUUCCACCUGUGGCAAAUAUGUUGCAUUUGGUUGCUAUGAUCACCACAUUUACUGUGCUGAUGUUGUGGAUGGCAGUGUCAAGUGGGUAAUAAAUACCGGUGCAGAAGUCAAAAGCUCACCCACUACAAACAGAAAGAACUGCUCGUUCCUUUGUGGCUCCCAUGACAAGUACCUCUACUGUAUCAGUGAGAAUACUGGAAGCCUUCUGUGGAAGCAGCAGCUUUCAGAAGGAAGCAUCUUUGCGUCUCCAUGCGUUUCAUAUCAGCCUUACCAGAUAUAUGGAGCUACACUCGAUGGAUUGGUUGCAGCAUUAUCUCCUGAGACUGGGACUGUGCUAUGGACUUAUAAGCUGGAAAAGCCUAUCUUUUCUUCACCUGCUGUUUGUGACUUUGGAGUGGGCAUAUGCUGUGUUGACGGCAAGAUUUUCCUCCUCAAUCAUUCAAAUGGCAUAAGCUAUGGAUUGCAGAAACUGGUGGCCCUAUAUUUUCAACCCUUUCAGUGUCAAGAGGAGAUGCAGGUUCAUGUUUAUUUGUUGGGUGCCACGAUAAUUAUGUCUACAAACUUUCCUGUAAGGACGGGAGCGUGCUUUGGAAGACCUUCUCAGUGCUCCCAUCUACUCAACAUUAUUUUGUUUUCAUGACGGGAAGACUUGUGUUGGUGCAAGCACACAAGGAAAAUUGUGCGUAAUUGGUAGUCAUCGCGGUGAAGUGCUCAGCACAUAUCAUUUGGACAAUGA
Molecule: messenger RNA, 3087 nt
Organism: Rhipicephalus microplus (southern cattle tick)
Lineage: Eukaryota; Metazoa; Arthropoda; Arachnida; Ixodida; Ixodidae
Product: Aminoadipate-semialdehyde dehydrogenase
Biological process (GO): anaphase-promoting complex-dependent catabolic process; amino acid activation for nonribosomal peptide biosynthetic process
Cellular component (GO): anaphase-promoting complex
Molecular function (GO): protein binding
Source: RefSeq, a predicted model, not a curated record